This is a messenger RNA of Naegleria gruberi, 903 nucleotides long. RefSeq lists its product as uncharacterized. Gene Ontology annotation, molecular function: small GTPase binding; GTPase activator activity. Gene Ontology annotation, biological process: nucleocytoplasmic transport; activation of GTPase activity. Lineage: Eukaryota; Heterolobosea; Eutetramitea; Acrasida; Naegleriidae. The record is from RefSeq and is a predicted model, not a curated record. The transcript has a single exon. The coding region runs from base 1 to 903 and encodes 300 amino acids. Gene Ontology annotation, cellular component: cytosol; perinuclear region of cytoplasm; nucleus.
AUGAAACAUAAUUUAACAAGUUUAAAUAUUUCGAGAAAUUGGAUUGGUGAGGAAGGAGCCAAGUAUAUUAGUGAACUAGAUAAUUUAACUAUUCUCGAUAUUCAUGGCAAUGAUAUUGUAGCAAAUGGAGCCAAUCAUAUAAGCAAAAUGAAAAGAAUAACCACUCUCAGUGUUGGAUUGAACAAUCUAGGUAAAGAAGGGACUAAAUAUAUCAGUGAAAUGAAACAAUUGACCAAUCUUGAAAUUAACAAUAACAAUAUUCAAGAAGAAGGUGCUAAAUUUAUUAGUGGAUUGAAACAAUUAACUGAACUCUCUAUUCAUUUCAACAAUAUUGGUGAUGUUGGAACAAAACAUUUAUCUGAAUUGAAACAAUUGACACGUCUUAAUAUUGGUGAAAAUAAUAUUGGUGAUGAAGGUGUCAAACAUAUUCUUGAAAUGAAACAAUUAACUGAUCUCGAUAUUAGCAACAAUAAUAUUCGUCACAAAGGAUCUGAAUAUAUCAGUGGAAUGAAUCAAUUACGUAUUCUUGAUAUAAAUAGUUGUAACAUUGACCCUAUUGGAGCUCAAAAAAUCAGCGAAAUGAAACAGUUAACUGACCUUAACAUUGCUUGGAAUCAAUUUGGUGAUGAAGGAGCUAAAUUUAUUAGUGAUAUGAAACAAUUGACUACACUUGAACUUUUCAACUGUGAUAUUUCUGACAUUGGAGCUAAAUGCGUUAGUGAGAUGAGCAAAUUGACCAAUCUUGAUAUUGGUGAGAACAAUUUAUCUGAUGAAGGAGUUAGAGCUGUUAGUAAUAUGAAAUUAAUGAUUCUCUCUGUUUCUUCAAGUAAAAAAGGCCAAGCAAAAAAGGACGCAAAUACCAUUGACGAAAUGAAUACUCAAAUUACACACGAUAACAAUUAA